Messenger RNA from Zootermopsis nevadensis, 5582 nucleotides. RefSeq lists its product as uncharacterized. The record is from RefSeq and is a predicted model, not a curated record. NCBI's taxonomy places the organism in Eukaryota, Metazoa, Arthropoda, Insecta, Blattodea, Termopsidae. Gene Ontology annotation, cellular component: cytoplasm. Gene Ontology annotation, molecular function: glycosyltransferase activity.
CGCCGGCAUUUCAGAGGUUCUUACUGCCUCCAUCAUCACCCUGAAUAUCAAGAAAUUAAAAUAAUAAGCGAAAAUAUAUUUGAGCGACACCAAACUCGUGUUACGUUCCGUGUUGGGGGGGGGGGUUCAAACUUAUCUGGAGCGCAUGGCUCAGUCACUGGCCAAGCUCCGAGCAGGGUGGACGUUAUGCGGCAGCGAGGCAGCGCAUCAUGUCGCACAUAGCAGAGCCAGGAUGUUCAAGUCUCGGAGCAACAAGAAACUGGCCGGGCAGCGAUCCCGUGUUCUACGAGAACGCGCCAACCUCAGCUUCUUCAUCGUCGUCAUGUUCUUCGCCGUGUUCGGGGCCAUCGUGCUCACAGAGAUCUUUCUCAUCGACGAUAGGGGGCGAGGCACCGGCGUGCUUGUGCGACACGGGGGGCGGCGCCGAGGGGACAAGCCAGACUACGAGGACGACGCACAGCCUCUCCUCCAGGGGGAAGAUUACCUGGUGUACCGGGGAGCUGGUUUCGACUACAAUUUCGGAGUGUUCGUUCGCGAAGACCACGGAGGAGUCAUUGGCAGCGACUCAAAAGCCGGGGCCCGCAUACCGCCUGCGGGUCGUAAGACAGGCGUGCUGUCGGAUUCCUUCAAGGUUAACCAAGAAAGAAACAGUGCGGCGAAGAGUGGGGUUCCCGCGGGAGUUGAGUCCAAACUGCCUGGAAACAGCAUUAUUGCCAAGGACGGAGUGUGGCAGAUUGUUUCCGGCACAAGGUUCAAGUUCUUUGUGUUCUCUGCCUUCUAUGACCAGCGUGAGGAACGCAGUAUACGUAUAGUGGGGGCCACCAAGACACGGGGUCCUGAACAGGUGUGGUGCAGACUGUGGUACGGAAACAACACUAGUACCACACAUUCUGUGUCUGUUGCAGCUAAAGUCAAGGUCAUAAGGGAGAACUGGAACCUCAAGUACAGUGCAUGCUUUAUCCUGUGUCCCCUGGAUCAGAACCUGUCUGUGCCUCAGAGUGUAUCCAUUGUUAGUCGACUGCGACUUCCACCAGCCAACCAUAUGCUGGUCCGCAAUCAGACUGGGACCCUGACCUCAGGAACAUUUCUGCAGGCAUUCUGUGUAAAACCUAUCCAUUUCAACUACAACCAGGCACUGCAGAUGCUGGAGUUCCUGGAGCUGAACUCAGUUCUUGGGGUGCAUCACUUUACAUUGUACAAUGACACAGUGGGACCUCAAGUGGGAUGCAUCCUAGAGGAUUAUAUGGCCCAUGGGAUUGUCACUCUAUUGCCCUGGCAACUGAACAUGGUCUCCCAGAAAGAGAUACGUACAGAGGGCUUGUUUGCAGCUCUCAAUGAUUGUCUGUACCGUAGCAUGUAUCGAUACUCACAUGCUGCCCUGGUGGACCUGGAUGAAUACAUCAUACCUCGGCACAAUGACACGCUUCCACAGCUUGUCGAGUGGCUGGGGACACGACUUAACACCAGAACAACUGGAUCAUACUCAUUCCAGAAUGCAUUCUUUUACCUCCAAUGGGAAGAUGAUCCCAGUAUUGUCAAAUCCACAGAUGCAACAGAGAUAGGGCUCAUGACAUUACGCAAGACUCGUCGGAGAAGCAAGCUGCAUCCACAUAAACAGCGCUCCAAGUAUCUGUGUAGGCCUGAGUUCGUGGUUGAGGCAGGCAAUCACUUCAUCUGGGAGUUUGUUCCAGGUCAUGGGACGCUUAAUGUGCCCCCUGAUGCUGCCAUCCUGCAUCACUAUCGGGUGUGUGAGUUUGGAGGCAAUGACUGUAUCAAGACUGCAUCUAUCGUGGAUCGAACAGCACACCGUUACAAAGAUAGGUUGGUGAGCCGUGUCAAGUCCAAGUGGCAGGAACUUAAAGUGAAGUGUAACUUGCCAGAACUUCCAUAUCAUCAGACUGUGCCCCCAGUUGACAUACCAACUAACAAUAACACAAAAUCAAAACUCCAACUUGUGAAAGCUGUGAUGAAACAGAGCUAGCAAUAGUGAUAAUGUCAGACUAGCUUUAUGUUUCAAGUGCAAAUAAAUGGCACAGUGUUACAUGUGUCACACAAUCACAGAUGUCCCUCACAUUCUUAUGUGUAUUUACUCUAAAGUGAUAUGAAUACAGAGAAAAGGCAUGAGAUAAGCAAGUGGUCAUCUCUAGCUUUACACUUAUGAACUUGAGAACCAGCUACUUUCCAUGUUAAGGGCCUGUAGGAACACAUGCUCCAGGACCUAAAGGUGCUGCAUUUAUAUUUUCAUCUUAGUAUGGCAGAAAUGUGAUUUGUCACUAUAGAAAGUUUAUAAAAUUAAUAUAAAAUGAACACAGUUUGUACAUCUUUUUCCUUUCAGAAAAUAUAUACUUUCUCAUCACCUGGAGGCACUCUAACUGGCUGUUAGCUAAACCGCUGGGAUUCCAUUCCCAGCAGGGGCACCAAGUCCAUAUCAGCUAUUGGGCACAUACAGUCUGUGUGAUUCUUUACCAGGAAUACAGCAUGGAAGUAAUUACCCACUUACUUCUUCAAUGCAUGGAGCUUUGUGGCUUGGUGCUUAGGCAAGGAGCUACAUCUGCCUUCAAUAUUUAUGCCAUACCAACUCAACAAAAUGCAUCUGUGUCCAUUUCAUUGUUUUAUCUCUGAAAGUACUUGGUAGAUUUGUAUAUAAUUCAGCUGGGGUUUCACACUUACAACUGUUGGAAAAAUGUAAUUUUGGUUUAAUGCUUGUCCAUUACAGUCCGUGCAUAAUAUAGAACCCAAACUGAAUUUCAUAUCUUACAUAAAGGUUUAUCAUAUACAGAAUUAGUACAUGAAACAGUGGUAAAACCUGGUAUAGAAGUCAGGUCAUGCAGAAAUGCAAUGUUAUUAAAUUCUCCAACAAUCAAGCCACAAUGCUAAGGUAUAUUAAGAAUAAUAACAAUAUUAUUAUUAUCUUUAUGUCAUUUAUAAAUUAUAUUAUUUUUAUUGUACUGUUGUUUUGGUUCUUGGAUGUAAUUGGCCUUGUUUGGCUGUUGUCAAGCACAUGAAUAAAUUCGAUAAAUUGUUAUUAUUAUUAUGCCACUAUUGUGUUAUGUAGCAAAACGUUUAUUUUAUAUUCCUGCAAUUUUAGUGGUCUGGUGGCACACUACUAACCAUACCAGAGAAUUCACCACUGACAUGACUUAUCAUUAAGAUCUGAAACUUUUACUUGAAACAUUUUCCAAUACAGUGAACAUUUAUGAAAUACAACAAAGUUUGUUACCAACAGAAUUGUAUGUUGCUCUAAUAAUGUGAAUUUCUGCCAUAAAAUUUCAGCAUAUAAUGGAUAAUACAAAAAAUAUAUGAAGAAAAUAACUUGUAACUGCAAUAAAUAAACAACAGCAGCAUAGUACUGCAAGUACACAAUGAUUGCAUGUGGUUAAUAAGCAUACUCAAUUGGAGUACAUCGUUCUAACGUAAGUUCAAUGCUGUCUCCACUCAAUCAUCUGCUAAUAAAAUCAGUAGUAUGGACAGAACUUUCCAUGGUCUUAUGUUUAAAGCAUGUGUUCUGUUAGAUCCUUAAUAUUUAACCUGAUGCUCUCAAGAGUAUUGAAUAACAAGUUUAAAUGUUUUUGUUUUUAGUUUUUCACUUGCAUUAUUAUUCGUAGAACAGCAACAAUGGUGGCAUCUGUGGUUGUAUUUCCAAUUUUUAAAGAACUAUAACAUUGAUUUGUAACAACAUAGUUUGUGAGAAACUCGUUUUAUCUUCCUUUUGUGAAAUGAAUUAUGUAUGUGAAAACGUUACAACAUUAUAUCAAAAUGUGGAACACCAAGUGCAGUGACAUCCACGCCUUGUAUCAGCUACACAUGCAGUGUGAUUUCAUUGUCACGCAUUAGUUACUGUUGACCUCUCUCUAGCUUCUCUCAGUGCACAUCGUCCUAGGCUGUUGGCACUACAGGAAUCACCUUUUAAAUGUUCUAGGUUUGAAUCUCAGCUCAAAACUGGAAAUUCUGGAAUUCUUUAUGGUUUUUGUUAGUGCCUCUGGUCAAAUGUCUGAAUAAUACAGUAUCUCUAAAUAAGCCAUGACUGCUUUCUGCCAUAAUUAUCCCAGUUCAGUUUCCACACUAAUCAUUCAGUGCUAAAUAGUAUGUGUAGCAAAGAAAGCAUUAUCAAUCCAUUAAUCCUUAGACAUUACUAAAUGACAUAUUCAUGAAGUUCCAGGCAGAAACAUUUUCUCAAAUCCGGUCAGCUGAAUAUAAGGGAUUCUUCCCUUAUAUUCAGCUGCCUUCAAAAUACUGUCCCCUAGCAGAUGCACAUUUUGGUCAGUAAUUUUACAAUUUCUUGAAACAUUCCAGAAGUUACAACAUGCAGCCAUUUAAAACACAAUUUUUUUUAAGUAAUUGCUCAUUCAGACAAUGUAUAGAAUAAUAUAAAUGUUAUAUCAAGGCCUAAGUUUUAUCUUUGCCAGAUUUAUGGUUAUCAAAUGAUGGAGGAUUAGAUGGGUGGGACAUGUAGCAUGGUUGUGGAAAUAAUUAAUGCAUGUACAAUUUUAGUCAGAAAACUUGGGAGACCUAGGCAUAGAUGGAAAGAUAAUAUUGGAAUAAUGACUAUCAGCUUCUCAAGAUGGACUCUGUUGAAUGAGGUCAGUUAAUCAAGGCCUAAGUCACUGCUUAUGGUAAAAUUGUGUCAGUGUACAGAACACAUGUGCAUGAAUGAGGGUGAAUCUUCCUACUUGUCAUACUAUGACACAAGGGGAGAAACUUUGUCUUCUUUUUGAGUGAAAAAUACACGGUGAGAGUCUGGAAAUAUACUGAAACCUGAGAGAGCAACAUGAGAAGAGGUCUCAGUUCAGAUAUAAUUUUGUUAUAAAUAAUGUGAUUUAUUUAAAUAUUGUAUAAAAAUAUCAAACAAAUUUCAUUGUAGCAGUCAUACCAACUCUGCCUACAGUUCACUCUAGUGUAUCUGACCUGUUUAUUGUUAGGCAGAGGACACACAGACACAGGGAAUAUGAGAAUCAAAGACUUGUUCUGUUAUGAGAUACAAGAUGUAAUUACAGAAUUAAAUAUUUCUGUGUUAUAGUAUUCAGUAUGCAUGCAGGAUCAGUAAGCUCACUUCCAUUGCAAUAAUAAUGGCAGCUCUGCAAUUUUUCAGAUUUGCUCAAAUAUUGUGACACAUUAUGUGAUUAAUGCAGUGGAUGCUUAUUGUGACAAAUGGGAAGGAGUUCAACAGGUGUUGACUGGAAAAGUAUUUUAGAUGUUAUUUCCAUUUACAGAAAAGAUAAAUAACUACUGAUGUUUCUACUGGAUAUCAAUAUUUCACAAGCUUAAACUGAUUUUACAGAUACUUAAAAACCUGUGCUUUUUAUCUGGAAUGAAAAGUGCUCAUAUUCAGAGUGAGAAAUGGGUGGGAAGGGUUACUCUUGUGACUUUGGGAAGAACACCCUUAAAAUACUGAAAAUGGCAAUUAUUAAUUUAAUAUUUGAAAUCACUAGCAUGGCUACAUAUGUACCACAAUUUCUUGAUUUAAAGUGUGUCAUUCACUCUGGAAUACUGAUUUUUUUUUAUGAAACAGUUGCAGGCACAAACAGGAAACAACUCGUGUAUGCAAGUAUAAUACUGUAAAACAAAUACACUAAAAAUAUUUA